Messenger RNA from Saxophila tyrrhenica, 834 nucleotides. RefSeq lists its product as uncharacterized. The transcript is spliced from 2 exons. The record is from RefSeq and is a predicted model, not a curated record. Gene Ontology annotation, cellular component: cytoplasm; nucleus. The coding region runs from base 1 to 834 and encodes 277 amino acids. Lineage: Eukaryota; Fungi; Ascomycota; Dothideomycetes; Mycosphaerellales; Extremaceae. Gene Ontology annotation, molecular function: RNA polymerase core enzyme binding; RNA polymerase II CTD heptapeptide repeat phosphatase activity.
AUGGAGACCACCACGCCCGCGCGAUCCAUACUGAAGCAGCCAUCGGCACAACCAACUUUGAGCGACGAGCAGAAAGCCACAGCGGCGACCAACAAGCGACAUCUCACCACAGCACUCUACCACGCCAACAAGAUACAGCAACGAAAAGACGUUGAAGCGCGUAUCUUUGGGAAUAUUGAGACCCUAUUGGAGUUCCCAUCUGCGACACCUUUCACUUCUGUCGAUGUAUCAAGACUCGUCAGUCUUGCUCGACUCUUCCAACCAUCGGACUUUGACAACCUGGUCGAAGAACGUCGGAUCGAUGGCAAAUGUGGUUACGCCUUGUGCUCGAACCCUCCGCGAUCAGAAUCUCUAGGCACAAGUGCGGCGUGGAAGUUAAAAGCCAAAGCGCAUGGAGACUACUGCAGCGACACGUGCACGAGGAAGUCACUCUACGUGAAGACGCAGCUCAGUGAAGUGCCGGCUUGGGAGCGGGAGCCAGGGUAUCAUCCGAAGAUCGUGGUGCAUCCGGACGAUCGAAUGCCUACUUCGCGAUCAUCGAACCCUUUCAUUGCAAGUGCUCCUCGCGCAAACCACCAUGAGCUGGCCCUGGAGCGUGGCGACACCACAUCCUCGAUGAGGCCGAGCCAGGUCAUGGCAUCUACUGUCGUUGAAAACGGAGGUGCCUCGCCUAUUGAAGGCUAUGAGCCACUUUCAGCGGCUACUGAGAGACCAACUCCUUCUGCACCUCCUGCACAAGCCCAAGGCACGUCGGCCAACCAAGCCAGCGCUGGCGACUACGAUGAAGAGGCAGAGUCGUGGCGCGAUCUCUACAGCAACAUGCCCGAGCGAUGA